Molecule: messenger RNA, 2388 nt
Organism: Megalobrama amblycephala (Wuchang bream)
Lineage: Eukaryota; Metazoa; Chordata; Actinopteri; Cypriniformes; Xenocyprididae
Product: T-cell surface antigen CD2-like
Exons: 5
Coding region: 1245-2036 (263 amino acids)
Source: RefSeq, a predicted model, not a curated record
AUGCGAAUUUUGUCAUUGUUUGUUGCUUAUUCAUAACAUUAAGGCUAACAUAUUCAUACUAAAAGCUAAAAAAAUGACAUUUUGAUUUCAGAAUUCUUUUAAGCCACAGGUCUCUGGUACAGACAUGCAAAUCUGUCAAGAGUGAAGACCCAGGCGCAGAAUGAGCAGUGAUGGGAUUUCAUUAACAAGAUAGACAGGACACAACAGCGAGAUUGAGCUGUGAAACAGUCAAACAGCAGGGCAGGGCAGACGACACGAUGUCAGGCAGGGAGGAUGACCACAACAGACUUGAGGACUGUUUGGGAAGCAGCACCAGGUGGGAUGAAGGUGGGAAGAACCAGCUAGGAACCCGAGGCUUGAUGCUUGAUCUCGCAGUCUCAGCUGCCAGACAGUCAUAAUCAGUGACUAUGUAAACUCAGGAACGAACACAAGACUCAAAACAAUAGACAAGACACAAGACAAGCAGGGACUGAUGAAACAAGGACUAAACAGGACUAAACAAGGGACCGUGGUAACAGGAAACAAGGAGGUGAAACAAGAGGAGCACAUGGCAAACACAAACAGAGACACAGCCAUGUGUUCAAGCACAAGACAGACAAACAAACAUUAAACAAGGAUAAAACAGACAAGACUGUCAGGGCAGGAUCCUGACAGAAACCAUUUUUGGGUCGUGAUCCACCAGUUGAGAACCACUGUCCUAGAUCCAGUUUAAAAUGAUAUGAAAAACAUCUAGAAUAACCUUUCUUUCAGCCUUUCUAUCUAGUCCGAAAGGUCAAGAUAAAAAUAGUUGUCCAACAUCUCAAAACAUCAGAUGCAUAUGAAACAGAAACACCUGCUUCAGGAUGCACCACAUUAGAUGACAUCCUUCCACCCCCGUGAAUGGUGGCGUCACAUCCUUUGUUUUCUUCUUUUUUUUAUCAGUCGUGUCAUUUCUGUCUCCGUCUGCAUAACUGACAUCUUCAGAUUGUGUUUUCAUAACUACUAACUCUCUGAUUUCAAACUUUUUGACUUUUUUUCUGUUGAUUGUUGAUUGUGAGAAGGUUCUGGAACAUUUGCUGUGUUCAGAAGAGCAAUGAUCUUCCAGUACAGUCUGUUAUUGAUCUUCUGUGGCUUCACUGCACUCUCUGUGAACCACAUGAGCAGUUGAACUCUGUUGAGAUUUAUUAAAUACUAAUAUUAUUGUAUUUAUUAUAGUCUCAACAGAGACAUGUGGAAAAGAUCUACUAGUGGGAACAUCCUGCAUCAUGAAGCUGAGAACAAAAAACAAUGAGAAACCUUUUGAUAUAAGAUGGACCCAUGACAGAAACGGCGACAUUCUUCUCUGGCGAUAUGGGAGAAACAAAGUGAAAGCUGAAGGUGUAUCUAAGGAAGAAGAUGGAUCAUUAAGAUUUCAAAGUGUUAGUCUGAAGGACACGGGCACAUAUACAUACAGCGCAUUUAAUACUGAUGGUACAGAGAUUGGUAAAGGAGAAGCAGAAAUUAAAGUAUAUGAAAGGGUCCCUAAACCUACUGUGAAGAUCAACUGCACCGCUGAUGGGAAUGCUGCUCUCACCUGUGACGUGGAAAACAGUAAAGAUCCGAGUCUGACUGUAUCCUGGUAUGAAGAUGGAAAACUCAUCCAGAAUGAAAUAAAACCUCAAGUGUUCUUGUCAUCUACUCAAGUACAGGAGAAUAAACCGUACUCAUGCGAGACACACAAUCCUGUCAGCAAAGAAAAAAGUGAGAGUGUUACAGUAUCAUGUGAAGGCCCAGGACUUGGUAAACACUUUGGCUUGGAUAUCUGGAUCAUGGUGGGCAUCGUAUCCGGCGGAUCAGCCCUUCUGCUGCUGCUAAUAUGUGUUCUGCUAAUAUGUAUCAUCUGUUCCUGCUGCAAAAAGCACAAACAAGAUCAUGUAGAGUUUGGGCUAGCAGAUCUUACCCCAGAUCACACUGAUACAAACACCAAAACCCAGAUCCAUGCUCAACCCCCACCACUGCAUCAAGACGAGGAUGAGGAAUAUCCGACUCCCAUACCUUACCUGAGUACCAAUCACUGAACUAAGAGAAAUCAAGAGCCGUAUUGACCAAUAGAAUGAGACGCUUGAAUGUUUACUGAAUGAUAUGGGACUUUGAAUGAUUUUCAUUGACUAAAAGCCAUAUUUUGAUGGUAAGAGUGUCAUUAAAGAAAUAGUUAAAAAUGAGAAUUCUGUCAUGUACUCUCCUUCAUGUUGAUCCAAACUAUUAGUUGUUAUUACUAAACUAUUAUUUUCUAUUUUUCGUCUUAGGCAGUAUGUGUAGAACAUUUCAUUAUCCGAUGGGACACACUUGUGUUGUAAAAUGUGUUUACAGAGCUUUAUUUUGAGUUUCAGUAUUUUGCAUUUUAAAAUAAACUUCUAAAUGUCUAUAACA